Molecule: messenger RNA, 1778 nt
Organism: Morone saxatilis (striped sea-bass)
Lineage: Eukaryota; Metazoa; Chordata; Actinopteri; Moronidae
Product: zinc-binding protein A33-like
Exons: 6
Coding region: 271-1683 (470 amino acids)
Molecular function (GO): zinc ion binding; protein binding
Source: RefSeq, a predicted model, not a curated record
UAUUAAUUGAAGUUUUAUGGUAUUUGUGUUAUAUUUUUUACAUGUUACAUUUUGUAGAAUUUUUAAUUACUUUUGUUACUUAUUUUUUAGAUUGAAAGUUAAUGCCAGUCUGCUGCCAUGACAUAACAACAGUCUAACCAGUCGUACGAGUUUGCCAGCAUUUACAGAAGUUUCAGCGUUGCGUUUGGGAACCUACCGUCUUAAGUCACUACCUGAAGAGCAGGAAGAAGAUUUCCUGUAACCUCAUUUUACAGGAACACUUCAAACCUGAUGGCAGGAACAAGUCCGAUCUAUGAAGAGGACUUACUUUGUCCUCAGUGCUCUGGGAUUUAUUGCGUUCCUGUUCUCCUAAAAUGUGGCCACAAUAUUUGCAGAGUUUGUUUACAGAAAUUCUGGGAAUGGAAAGGAUGUCGAGAAUGUCCUGUGUGUCGCACCGUGGCUGUCCCUGGGAGGCCUCCUAUCAAUUUGGCCCUAAAGAUAGCUGCAGACCAAUACCAGAUGUUAAAGACCGGCAGGAAUGAAGAAGUUUGUCGUCUUCACAACGAGAAGCUGAAGAUUUUUUGUCAGAAUGACGAAGAGCCCAUCUGUCUCGUCUGCCAAACAUCAAAACGGCAUAAAGUUCAUGAGUGUUGUCCAAUAGAGGAGGCGGCCCAGCAGAAAAAGACUGAAAUCUCAGCCAUGCUGGAGCCCUUGAGGAAGAAGCUCAGAAUACUGACCAAGACAAAGGAGCACUGGGAGGAAACAAAAACCUAUAUUCAGACCCAGGCUUCUCAAAGUGAAAAAGCAAUUAAGGAGGAGUUUGAGAAGCUACACCUGUUCCUUCUGGAGGAGGAAAACACCAGACUCAAAGUGCUCAAACAGGAAGAGGAAAUUAAGAACCAGGUGAUGUGCGAGAAGCUGGAAAAUAUCAAGGUUCAGAUGAAAACGCUUUCUACCACCAUCAGUGAUAUCGAGAUGACCCUCAGAGCGAAGGAUUUAACAUUUUUAAAGGACUACAAGCAAACAAAGAAAAGGGUCAGAUGCAACAUUAAAGAGCCAGAGUUAAUCAGAGAUAUUCUCAUUAACUCUGCAAAACAUCUGGGGUCACUGAAGUUUGGAAUUUGGAAGAAGAUGGCUAACAUGGUCACAUGUGCUCCCAUCACUCUGGAUCCAAACACGGCCCAGACCAACUUAAGGUUCUCUGAAGAGUUGACCUGUGUACAAUACAGCAGUAAGCAGCUCUUACCUGACAACCCUGAACGCUGCACCAGCCGUGUGUGCGUGCUGGGAGCCACUGGCUUCACAUCCGGAAAGCACAGCUGGACCGUAGAGGUAGGCCAAGGCAAAGACUGGUACAUCGGAGUGGCCCAAGAGUCCAUCAAAAGGAAGAGUGCCGUCUUCCUCAAUCCGAUUGAGGGUUUCUGGGUGAUUGGCCUGUGCAACGGAGACUCAUUCUGGGCUCAGACCUCGCCUCGCACCAAGCUCGUGUUGAAACAGAAGCCUGAGAAGAUUACUGUAAAACUGGACUACGACAAAGGAAAGGUCGUUUUCAUCAAUGCUGCCGACUUGACAACAAUACACACAUUCAGUGACAGAUUUACAGAGAAGCUUUUCCCAUACUUCUCCCCUGGAUUGUUUGAAGACGGGAAAAACUCCAGCCCACUGACAAUCUGUCCUCUGACAAUAACUGUGAAUGCAGAGUAGACUCAUACACAAUAGACAUAGUGUGUGUGUUAUAGCUGCUAGAGCUACACAACAAAAAUAACUUAUAAAUGAGUGAGUUUUUUCCAAAGGUCUAU